This is a messenger RNA of Trypanosoma cruzi, 528 nucleotides long. RefSeq lists its product as uncharacterized. The transcript has a single exon. Lineage: Eukaryota; Euglenozoa; Kinetoplastea; Trypanosomatida; Trypanosomatidae. The record is from RefSeq and is a predicted model, not a curated record. The coding region runs from base 1 to 528 and encodes 175 amino acids.
AUGAAACACCAACGCCAACAGCGGCAGCGGCAGCCACGGAAAAAAAAGAAAAAAGAAGGAAAAGGAAAAGGGCCUGCGAAAUACAAAAAGAUGGUGCGGUGUCGAGGAAAAUGCCCGCGGGAGUGUCUUGUCCAGCUGCAGGUUGUGACUCCACAAAAAUUAGGAGGAAACGAAGCGGGGGAGGCGGUGCUGUCGUCGUCACUUGAUGUGUCUGCGCUGUGCGAAGCAAUUGGGCAUAAAAUGUCGGUUUUUUGCGGGCUGGCGGUGGAGGCGAGCGCUGCAGGGCUCCAGGUGGAGGCUGUGCGGCACGACACGGAUGGUGUGUAUCAUGUGGUGCUGCGGCUGCCGCAGGCAACACCGCUGGCCGUCACGGCAUUGCGUGCGUCGUGUGCCUCGACGGCACUAGGACCGGUGGUGGGAGGGGCGAGAAGGACCGUGAGGCAAAAAAAACCGCUCCAGGAGGAGACGGCAGUAACGACGCCAGUCGCGGUGCGGGUGGUUCACUUGACGGCCGUCAAGGCGGCGUAG